Molecule: messenger RNA, 2929 nt
Organism: Mustela lutreola (European mink)
Lineage: Eukaryota; Metazoa; Chordata; Mammalia; Carnivora; Mustelidae
Gene: AK5
Product: adenylate kinase 5
Exons: 14
Coding region: 528-2213 (561 amino acids)
Biological process (GO): ATP metabolic process; nucleoside triphosphate biosynthetic process
Cellular component (GO): cytoplasm; cytosol
Molecular function (GO): AMP kinase activity; nucleoside diphosphate kinase activity; ATP binding
Source: RefSeq, a predicted model, not a curated record
CGCGCCCGGGCGGUGGUGUGACUCGAAGGGGUGUGCCUGCGAGCCCCCCGCGCGCGCCCGUCCCCACCCCCGCACCCUGUGCCCGCCCGCGCAGCGUGACUGGCCGCCGCCGCAGACCCGGCUCCAGGAGGCGCAGAGCGCGGCGCGCUGAGUGGGAGAGGCGAGCGGACUGCUGCCGAGCGGACUGCUGCCUGGCGGCCGCCGCGCUACCCUCCCUCCUCCGCUCCCUCCGCCCUUCUCUGGCGGCCGCGCUGCCUGGGAGCCCGGGAAGCCGCCGCUGCUCCGAGCCCGCAGCUCCGGCGCGGGGACCAGCGGCGAGGCGGGGGCGGCGGGAGCGCGGAGACCACAGGCCCCGGGGACAGGCGGAGGGGGUCACUGGCCUGGGCUGGCAGAGCUGAGCGUGGGAGUGUUUGCGCGUGAGAUCUAGGGCUGCUCCGGUGCUCCGUGCGGACCCCGCCAGCCCCAGCCCAGGUCGCCGCAGCGCAGAAACCUCCCGGCCCGUGCCCCAAGGCACGCGCGGCACAGCCAUGAACACCAACGAUGCCAAGGAGUAUCUGGCCCGGAGGGAAAUCCCUCAGCUUUUCGAGAGCCUUCUGAAUGGACUGAUGUGUUCUAAGCCAGAAGACCCCAUAGAGUACUUGGAAAGUUGUUUACAGAAAGUCAAGGAGUUAGGCGGCUGUGACAAAGUGAAGUGGGAUACGUUUGUCAGCCAGGAGAAGAAGACCUUACCUCCUCUCAACGGAGGACAAUCACGGAGAUCCUUUCUAAGAAAUGUAAUGCCUGAAAAUUCAAACUUUCCAUAUCGGCGGUAUGACCGGCUCCCUCCAAUCCAUCAAUUCUCCAUAGAAAGUGAUACGGACCUCUCCGAGACUGCAGAGUUAAUUGAGGAGUAUGAGGUUUUUGAUCCUACUAGACCUCGACCCAAAAUCAUUCUUGUCAUAGGUGGUCCGGGAAGUGGAAAGGGUACUCAAAGUUUGAAGAUCGCAGAACGUUACGGAUUCCAAUACAUUUCGGUGGGAGAAUUAUUAAGAAAGAAGAUCCACAGUACAAGCAGCAAUAGGAAAUGGAGUCUUAUUGCCAAAAUAAUUACAACUGGAGAAUUGGCCCCACAGGAAACAACAAUUACAGAGAUAAAACAGAAAUUGAUGCAAAUACCUGAUGAAGAGGGCAUUGUUAUCGAUGGCUUUCCAAGAGAUGUUGCCCAGGCUCUGUCUUUUGAGGACCAAAUCUGUACUCCCGACUUGGUGGUGUUCUUGGCUUGUGCUAAUCAGAGGCUCAAAGAAAGAUUACUGAAGCGCGCAGAGCAACAGGGGCGGCCUGAUGACAAUCUGAAAGCUACCCAAAGGAGACUAAUGAACUUCAAGCAGAACGCUGCUCCGUUGGUCAAAUACUUCCAGGAAAAGGGGCUCAUCAUGACAUUUGAUGCUGACCGAGACGAGGAUGAGGUGUUCUAUGACAUCAGCAUGGCAGUUGACAGCAAGUUAUUUCCAAACAAAGAAGCUGCGGCAGGUUCGAGUGACCUUGAUCCUUCAAUGAUGUUGGACACUGGAGAGACCAUUGAUACAGGCUCUGACUAUGAAGAUCAGGGUGAUGACCAUUUAAAUGUAUUUGGGGAGGACACCAUGGGAGGUUUCAUGGAAGAUUUGAGAAAGCGCAAAAUUAUUUUCAUGAUUGGUGGCCCAGGCUCUGGCAAAGGCACACAGUGUGGAAAGCUGGUGGAAAAAUAUGGAUUUACACAUCUCUCGACUGGUGACCUCCUGCGUAAUGAGCUGUCAUCAGAAUCUGAAAGAAGCAAACUGAUCAGAGACAUCAUGGAACGUGGCGACCUGGUGCCCUCAGGCAUCAUUCUGGAGCUCCUGAAGGAGGCCAUGUUGGCCAGCCUCAGCGACACCAAGGGCUUCCUGAUUGACGGCUAUCCCCAAGAAGUGAAGCAAGGGGAAGAGUUCGGACGUAGGAUCGGAGACCCGCACUUGGUGAUCUGUAUGGACUGCUCGGCAGACACCAUGACCAACCGCCUUCUCCAGAGGAGCCAGAGCAGUCCUUGCGCGCAAGACACCAGCACCAUCGCCAAGCGCCUUGAAGCCUACUACCGAGCGUCCAUCCCUGUGAUCGCCUACUAUGAGACGAAAACACAGCUACACAAGGUAAAUGCAGAGGGGACACCAGAAGAAGUUUUUCUUCAACUCUGCACAGCUAUUGACUCUAUUUUCUGAAGGCAAAAAAGCAUGUACAUUAAGGAGAGUGGAAACAGAAAAAAAAAAUUAAAAGGUUCAUCCCUUAACACAGUAUGUUUCAAGUUUAACCUUUCGUGCCCCCGCCCCAACCCUAACAUUGCUGUUUGCUUCCCAACUUGACCUGAGAGGUGUCUGGGAAUCAUGCAUGAUGUAUUCCGUAUGAUCCACGUGCGAUCUUCCUCACUCACACAGCUGUCCGCCCCCCCAGCACGCACACUUCUCUGUCAUCUCGGCCACACCUCAGAGCUGCUAGCAGUGCCAGUGUGUGUCAGUGGUGCCCUCAGGACUCGCCGGAGUCUGACCAUUUGGUUUCUGUCAGUCAAGCCGGGGGUUAGCGUCCCUCACUCCCCAGCACAUUUUCCUUCCUCAUCCUGAGACAGACAUGUUGUUGCCUGACGAAGGGUCUCCAUUUGAGGGACAGUCCUGGGCGACUCCUCUGUGGCUAUUUCCUCAAGUGUCAUCCACUAGUAGUAGCUCAGAGCCAGAGAGACUGGGUUGACAACUCUAAUUGUUUGAUAGUAAGUUUGAUUAAAUUUGGUAGAAAUAAUACAAUGUGAAAUUGUAUAGCUUUUCCAAGACCGUAAAACCCAGACUAGUCACCAGUAACAUGCGUCCUUUCAUUUUUUGGAAAUUGGCUACUUGGAAGGCUGUCAGAAUGGCUAAGAAAACAAACCUGGUAAACUGUCUAACCUAAU